Messenger RNA from Polypterus senegalus (gray bichir), 3474 nucleotides. Its product is annotated as transposon Ty3-I Gag-Pol polyprotein. The coding region runs from base 1 to 1800 and encodes 599 amino acids. NCBI's taxonomy places the organism in Eukaryota, Metazoa, Chordata, Cladistia, Polypteriformes, Polypteridae. The transcript is spliced from 3 exons. Gene Ontology annotation, molecular function: nucleic acid binding. Gene Ontology annotation, biological process: DNA integration. The record is from RefSeq and is a predicted model, not a curated record.
AUGCCGGAUUACCUCGCUCAGCAAAUACGGAGACGUCCCUUUCGGGAUAUGAAAGGACUCCUUGAGGUUGUAGAGCGACAACUGGCGGUGAACCAACUUGGGGGGUCUGAGAAGCCUGCCCGUGGGGCCCGACAGGGAUGGGCUGCCAUCCCGAAGCCCCCCCGCCGUAGUGUCACUACUGAGCCACCAGUGAAGACACAAAACUGGGUGCUCACCCCACCGCGCUGUUUCAAGCGUGGCGAGAUGGGACACAUCCUUCCCACCUGUCCCCUCAACGCAGAACCUAUGGACUGCAGCUACGCAAGAGGAGAGAGGGGACUCCGAAACAGCUAUUGGUUGCGGUGUUGCCCUAGCCCCCCUUUCCGGUUAUAUUGGGACAAGACCAAAAAUAAAUGGGGUAAAACUAUCACCACUCCUAUACAUAAGCAGGGUCUGAUUAUAGACGGUCAGGGGACCCUCCAAACUGCUCCAACGCCAUGCUCAUCGGCAACCAUUGAUGUAGUAGGCGGCCCGGGAGGACGCCCUUUGGCAACAGACCCCGACCCGGAAGUACAGCCAGAUGAAGUUCCGGGGUUGGCGGGCACUGCUCCGGACCAUGCACCUGAUGUAUUAGCUGGCAUAUACUUUCAAUUUCGCAGUACGCCGGCAUCAUUUAAAAGGGAGCAGUUGAAUGACGAUUUCCUGAGGUUUGCCUGGAAUGCUAUUGUAUCCAUAGAUGACCUAGCAUCGCUAGAUUCCACACCACCGGGACCCUGCUUUGUCCUAGAAAAUGACUUGUUGUACCGAGUUGCGGAACACGAAGGUGAGGUACGGAAGUUGCUGUUAGUGCCGCGUACCUACCGGCGGGAAGUCUGCGAACUAGCGCAUGCCCACCUCUUAGACGCCCACCUCAGAGCCGAAAAGACACUGGAGCAGAUAAAACUCCAGUUUUAUUGGCCCGGGAUCAACGAGGAGCUCCGCCGUUUCUGUCAGUCUUGCCCAGUCUGUCAAUUACGCCAGAUUUCCCAGAGGGACCAAGCUCCUCUAGUCCCAAUUCCCCUUAUUGACGUUCCCUUUGAGAGAAUCGGAGUCGAUCUCGUAGGACCCAUAGAACCUUUGGUCCCUGGCCAUAAAUACAUAUUGGUCAUGGUGGAUUAUGCAACGCCGUACCCAAAAGCAGUUCCCCUGCGAGCUGCUAACACAAAAAAUAUCGCACAGGAAUUGGUAGGGCUAUUUUCCCGAGUGGGCAUACCCGAAGAAGUCCUUACGGACCAGGGUACGCCCUUUACUUCGGAUACGUUCAAGGAGGUGGCCAAGUUACUCCAUAUUAAGCAUCUCAAAACGUCCUUUUAUCACCCACAGAUGGACGGGCUGGUCGAAAGGUUUAACCAGACCCUUAAGCAGAUGCUCCACAAGGUAGUCAGCGUGGACGGGAGGAAUUGGGACCAACUACUGCCUUUAGUCCUUUUUGCUUAUCGGGAGGUGCCACAAGCCUCCUCAGGGUUUUCCCCGUUUGAACUUCUCUAUGGACUCCAACCCCGGGGUAUUUUGGAUUUACUAAAGGAAGGCUGGGAAGGGGAGUCACUUCCCUCUACAAACCUGUUGGAGUAUAUGACGCAAUUACGCGGUCGAUUACACAAAAUCUGGCUUAUACUAAAAGAGCACAUGUCUCAGGCUCAAACAGAGCAGGCCCGGAAUUCUAACCGGAAUUCCUCCCUGCGCGAAUUUCAGCUGGGAGAUCGCGUACUGAUGCUCGUGCCCACCUCCCACUCAAAACUGCUAGCCCAUUGGCAGGGCCCGUACGAGGUUAAGGAAAGAUAGGGGCUCGUCAACUAUUUAGUAAACCAGCCAAACUGUUGACUGAGCGAGAGGGUGUAUCACGUGAACUUACUAAAGCCGUGGAAGGCCAGGAAGGAACAACCUCUUUCUGAGCCCACCCUCUCCCUUUUCGCUGAAAAACUCACACUUAACCUCGGCCAUAAUUUGACGUCCCACCAACGACAGGAGCUCGAAGGAGCAAUCCUGAGUGUCCCAGAGGUGGUCAGUGAAGCACCAGGCCAGACCUCGCUGAUUCACCACGACAUGACCCAGGGAUGGUUGUCAGGGAACGACCCUACCGGCUCCCGGAGGCAAAACAGACAUGUUGGACAUGGGCACUAUCGAGGAAAGCCACAGCCCAUGGUCCAGACCCAUUGUUCUCGUGUCCAAGCCGAACGGCUCAUGGAGAUUUUGCAAUGACUUCCGACGUCUUGAUCAAGUCUCCAAGUUUGACGCCUAUCCCAUGCCCCGAGUCGAUGAGCUCCUCGAGAGGUUGGGAACAGCCCGGUAUUUGACUACUCUUGACAUGACCAAAGGGUACUGGCAAAUUCUCUUAACGGCAUCCGCUAAAGAAAAAAAUGCCUUAAGUAUCCCUAGCAGACACUGGCAAUAUAAGGUCCUCCCAUUUGGGCUGCACGAGAUGCCAGCGACUUUCCAGUGUUCCAGAUAUUUGGGCUACCUGGUAGGACGGGGAAUGGUGAAACCGCAGUGUUCAAAAAUAAGAGACAUCCUGGAAUGGCCCUGUCCGAUGUUCAAGAAACAGGUGCAGGCUUUCUUGGGGUUAGCAAGUUACUACCGCCGGUUUGUACCUUGUUUCUUGGAGAGAGCAGCACCUUUGAUAGACUUGACAAAGAAGAAGGGCCCCUUUACAUGUGGUAUGGAAUGAGUUAACGGAACGAGCAUUCAGUGACUUGAAAACGGCCCUUAUAUCGGCACCAUUUUGAGAACACCUAACUUUUCACUUCCUUUUCUCCUCCAGACCAAUGCUUCAGACACUGACCUCGGUGCCAUGUUGAGCCAAAGUAUUCAAACACCCCAAGAUUUACCUGUGCCGGAAACUGUUGGACCGGGAGACGAAGUAUGCGGUGGUGGAACGGGAAGCCCUGGCGAUCAAGUGGGCGGUAACUCACCUGCGGUACUACCUGCUGGGCCGGGAGUUCACCUUGGUGACGGUUCAUACCGCCCUCCAGUGGUUGGCCCUCCACAGGGAUUCAAAUCCUCGGGUGGUUUUUGGACCUGCAGCCGUAUAAGUUCACCAUCACUUAUCAUUGGGGCAACCUUCAGGCCAAUGCGGAUGCCCUCUCACGGGCUCACGGCCUCUCGGUUCGGGCCGCCUGACCAGGUGGGUCUAGGCUGGAUGUGGGGUCAUGUCACACACGAGCGCAUGCCAAAACGAGGAAUCGCUGCCGUAACAACUCCCGGACAAGCCAAAAAGCCGCCAUACUUCCAGGUUUCCUUCUACCCUCCAGUUCCCUAUGAUGACGUCAAUCAUCCAUCCUGCAUCACGAUUUUCCCAGCAUUCCACCUUCUAAUUUCCGGUCCCCCUGUAUAAAUUGUCCCUCUUCCCUGCAUAAUAUGUCUUAAGUUGACCUUGUAAAAUACGUGCAGACGUUACUCUAUUUUUGUUGCAGUAUACCCAAAAACCCCAAACCUUUAUGCUGGGUUGUGUUGUUUCUU